GCUUCGGAGAGGUUCAGAGAGAGAGAGAGACAGAGAGGUGAAAUGGCUGCUAGACAGAGAGCAGCAACAACGCUGCCAUCUCUUAUACGUGCCCUUCGCAAGGAAUCCCCGAAACCUGCAAACCAAAAUCUACCUUCUCUGAAGCGCGCCUUUUCCCUCUACGAUCAGAUUAAUCUCAUCGAUCAAAUCCCGGAUGAUCAAUUGGUUUUCCAAAGCGUUGCUGAUACAGGUUUUGUGGUAAAUGGUGUUAACUAUGAAGGUAGCUUGCUUUGUGUUGGAAACUUGCUCUUAUCUUGGAGCCCCAAAAAACUCUCGGAGAUUACUGCAGAUAGCUUAUCAAUCUUCCAAGUCAUGAAGCCCACACCAGAGAUUUUGAUUCUUGGCUGUGGAAGGCACAUUCAACCAGUGGAUCCUGAACUUCGACGCUUCAUCAAGUCUACUGGCAUGAAAUUGGAAUCCGUUGAUUCGAGGAAUGCUGCAUCAACCUACAAUAUUUUGAAUGAAGAGGGGAGGGUUGUGGCUGCUGCCCUUCUUCCAUAUGGAGUUUCUUCAUGAGACCUCAAGGACUCGAUGUGUAAGCAGUUGGUAUUGUUAUUCUAUCUCCUUUCAGUUGACUCAAUCACUAACUGCAUCUCAGUUCCCUUUGUAGGGAAGCCAUGAAACUAUUGAGGAUAUCAAAGCCUCCCAGUUGAGUAAAAUAGCCAACCAAAUUUGCAUAAAAUCCCUGGUUUCUUGUGAACAUAGCUUUGUUUAUUAAUUCUUUUUCAGAAUAACAUAUGGUGAUGCAAAGUGAAUCAUAGCGAGAUCUGCUUAUGCAAUUCUAGGGAUUUGGAACCCUAACUUUCAUUAAAAUCAUCUGAGAACAAAUGGAAUUUUUCCUUCUAAGAUUUGAACCAACAGUGAUUUGUGUUUUAUG
Molecule: messenger RNA, 916 nt
Organism: Telopea speciosissima
Lineage: Eukaryota; Viridiplantae; Streptophyta; Magnoliopsida; Proteales; Proteaceae
Product: NADH dehydrogenase [ubiquinone] 1 alpha subcomplex assembly factor 3
Exons: 5
Coding region: 43-555 (170 amino acids)
Biological process (GO): mitochondrial respiratory chain complex I assembly
Cellular component (GO): mitochondrial inner membrane
Source: RefSeq, a predicted model, not a curated record